Epinephelus fuscoguttatus (brown-marbled grouper) is the source of this 2765-nucleotide messenger RNA. Its product is annotated as zinc finger protein 771-like. Gene Ontology annotation, cellular component: nucleus. The coding region runs from base 76 to 1212 and encodes 378 amino acids. Lineage: Eukaryota; Metazoa; Chordata; Actinopteri; Perciformes; Serranidae. Gene Ontology annotation, molecular function: DNA-binding transcription factor activity, RNA polymerase II-specific; RNA polymerase II cis-regulatory region sequence-specific DNA binding. Gene Ontology annotation, biological process: regulation of transcription by RNA polymerase II. The transcript is spliced from 3 exons. The record is from RefSeq and is a predicted model, not a curated record.
ACUGUUUGAACAAGAUGGCGUCUGGUAGAAAGGUGUGUUAGCAGAGUCUCUUUGUUGUGUUUUUAAAGUGUGAACAUGUCUAAAGUCCAAAUGCUGAGAGCGUUGGUGAAGCAGCGACUAACUGCGGCUGCUGAAGAGAUAUUUGGGCUGUUUGAAAGAACGAUAGCAGAGUACGAGGAGGAACUUUGUCGAUCAAAAGAGGAGAACGAGCGACAACGGAAACGACUGGACGCUGUUAUCAACUCUCAACUUGGGUUACACAGAGCAGACAUCCAGCAGCCGUCGGUGGUUAAAGAGGAGGUUCCCCCUGAGCAGCAGGAGUGGAGCUCCAGUGUGGACCAGGAGGACCCAGAGCCUCCACACAUUAAAGAGGAACAGGAGGAGCUCUGGAUCAGUCAGGAGGGAGAGCAGCUUCAAGGGCUGGAGGAGGAUGAUGAUAUCACCGAGUUCACAUCCACUCCUGUCCUUGUGAAGAGUGACGAUGAUGAAGAGAAACCAGAUCCAGAUAGACAUUUACAACCAGAAUAUGAUGACAAGUUUGGAGCGCCUUCUGAACCAGACACUGAUGACAGUGAGGAUUUUUGGAAGGAGACCAGAAAACCUCAGUCAGGCUUAAUCUUUCAUGAAAAUGAUGAAGUCCCUGUCAGUGAUUUGAUUGUUGGUGAGAAACCAUUUAGCUGCUCUGAGUGUGGGAAAAGAUUUGGUCAAAGUGGAGAUCUGAAGAGACACAUGAGAUCUCAUACAGGAGAGAAACCAUUUAGCUGCUCUCAGUGUGGAAAAAGAUUCAGUCAAAAUGGAAAUCUGAAGAGACACAUGAUAUCGCACACAGGAGAGAAACCAUUUAGCUGUUCUGAAUGUGGGAAAAGAUUUGGCCUCAGUGAAAAUCUAAAUGUCCACAUGAGAUCUCAUACAGGAGAAAAAUCAUUUAGCUGUCCUGGCUGUGAAAAAAGAUUUCGCAGAAGUGGAGAUCUGAGGACACACAUGAGAAUUCAUACAGGAGAGAAACCAUUUAUCUGCUCUUUCUGUGGGAAAAGAUUUGGCCGAAGUGAACAUCUAAAGACACACAUGAGAUCUCACACAGGAGAGAAACCAUUUAGCUGCUCAGAAUGUGAGAUGACAUUUAGUCAAAGUGCACAUCUGAAGAAACACUUGAAAACUCACAUGGGAGAGGAACCUUUAACUUGCUUUGAGUUUCGUAAAAGAUGUGGUUGAAGUGAACAUCUGAAGGACUAUUCAUACUGGAGAGAAACCAUUUUACUACUUUAGGUUUGGGUAAGGAUUUUUUUCAAAAUGGAAAUCUGAAAAAAAAGACAUGAGAUCUCAUACAGGAGAGAAGCUGAUCUGAAUUUGGGAAUAGAUUUGGUCACAGUGGCGUUUUUGAGGUACACAUGAAAUGUCUUACAGGAGAAAAAUCUUUUCACUGCUGAGUUUGCGGAAAAUCAUUUUGACAAAGUUUAAAUUGAUGUACACAUAUGAGAACUCAUGAGGAAGGAAAGGGAUUCAGCUGUUCAGUUUGUACAAAAAUCUUUUACAUGGAAUAAGACUCUAAAAACACACAGGACCUCAUAUAAGAGACUGACCUUUCAAGUUCAGCGUUUGUAUGAAAUCUUUAACACUGACUGGAUGGUUACACAAACACAUGAACAGCCACACAGGAGAGAAACCUGUCAGCUGCAGUGUUUGUCACCAUCAAAGAUUCACUUAGCCUGAACAAGUCAGAAACCAUCAGUGCAGUGUUUGUCAGUUCCAACAGGCUCAUCAGAUUCCCGAGUAGAUGUUAUAUGACACUUACUAUUAACUACAAAUAGGUAAGUUGCUGCGUUUGGUAAAAAAAAAAAAAAAAAAAAUUGUUCACUCGAGUCUUACGCGACACUCGAAGAUUCAUGCGAAGAGAAACCUUUUAGUUGCUCAGUUUGUGAUACAAGAUUUUGCUUGUCAUGUGAGGUUUAGUUUAGGAGAUAAACCUUUUAGCUGAGCAUAUUGUAAAAAAUAUUUCAUACUCAGUGACCACGCUGUGACACACGAGAAUCCCCAAAGAGGAGAAACUCUUCAGCCACUCUGUGUGCGGGAAAAGAGUUCAAAGGCAGCCACAUGACAAAAGUCAUAUAUGUUUUUUCCACCAGCAGCGGCAAUAAAAUUGCUGGUUCAGAUUUAACUCUGGAGCAACAGAGGGUUGAAAAGGCUCUGGACAUGUAUGAAAUGAGAACACCAGGGUAAGAAUGUCAUUCUUCUUCUGCUGUGAGCAAACAACAUUCAGAGUUGGGUAUUGUUUCACCUUUAGAAUUCCAAUCCUGGUUGUUAUUGAUGACUCGAAACAGUUCUUUAUAUCAAAUGAGCAAGAAAAGAAGUAAUAUGUAUUUCCUCAUCAGUUAGGUUUUAUUAACACUUCAGCCUAUAAUAUACGAAAGUGCGUAUGCACAGAAUAUCAAGAUGUUAUGUUGUGCCUCUUUCUCUUUGCUCGCAUGCUGUAUGUAAAGGGUCCUCUAUGAUAUCAAUGAUUUCAUCCAUGCAGUCAGGUCAGAUUAAACUUGAAGGAGGAAUACUUCAGGUCUCAUUUCUUUUCGGGUUAAUGCUUUUCUUAAUCCUUUGUUUUGAUCCUACCUGGAGGGGAAACAACUGUAUAUAGUUUGAGAUAUGAUACACCUGCUAAACAACUUAAAACUGAGUCUUUCACAAUGUUUGCUGGUUUAUUAAACAACUUAUUUGGACCUUGUUUUGUGAAAUGUUUUGUAGCUUUUCUUUCCAGGUUCAAUAAUAAACUUUUA